Molecule: messenger RNA, 1499 nt
Organism: Punica granatum (pomegranate)
Lineage: Eukaryota; Viridiplantae; Streptophyta; Magnoliopsida; Myrtales; Lythraceae
Source: RefSeq, a predicted model, not a curated record
AGUAAGCAAUUUGUAUGACACCGCAUGUGAGAACAGUCUGUGCCAAUUUAACGUGUCCGACUUAAUCAAUCAUAGGUGUUAAAGAGAAACCGAGAAACCAUCAAAAGCAGAGCCCAGAAUGGCCUGUAUGUUGGUUGUUCCUGCAUUCUCAAGUAACCCAGUUGCUGCAACUGCACUUGCAAUAGGAAUCUCAUCUGUCUCCCACUUCACCUUUCCAAGAUCACACUGAUAAGGUCCCAGCACCUCUCUCAUCUAAAUUUAUAACCCUACACCUGAUCUAGCGAUUGAUUGAUCAGCUCGAUCCAACAGUUUUUUCAAACUAUAAAUGGCUCAGCCGAUCUUCCGUCCUCCACACCAGUAAUCACUUGCUCAAUCUACCAUUAAGAAGAAAAGGAAAACCAAGAAAGAAGAGAAUCCGAAGUAAACCAAAUAUUAGGAAAGUCACAAUGAGUUUGGACCACCUCCAUUUCCCACUCCUACUUCUCUCCGUCCUCUCCAUCACUAUCACCACAUUAGCAGCAACUCUGGCACCAGCUCAAGCGCCUUCACCAGCAAAGGCUGCUCUUCCGCCCUCACCACCACCUCCCCUGCCUCCAUCCCCGUCCAAGACCCGCAAGCACGACAUCAUCCAGAUCCUUGAGAAGGAAGGAGAUUUCACCGUCCUACUGCGGAUGUUGAGGAGCACCCAUGUGGCGGACCAGAUCAACUCCCAGCUCAAUGACUUCAAUGAUGGGCUAACAAUCUUUGCCCCGACUGAUGAUGCCUUUGCGCAGUUGAAGCCUGGGGCCCUGAACUCGAUGUCGGAUGAGCAGCAGGUAGAGCUUAUGCAGUUCCAUGUGGUCCCCACCUUGCUGUCCAUGACGCAGUUCCAGACUGUCAGCAACCCGUUAAUGACUAAGGCUGGUGGGAACAAGCCCGGUGAGUUCCCACUUAACGUCACCAGUAAUGGUGACAGGGUGUCACUCUACACAGACAGCACCGAGGCCUCUGUGGAGAGAACACUGUUUACAGAUAACCGCCUCGCUGUUUACCAGGUGAACAAAGUGCUUCUCGCUAAGAGAAUAUUUCCUAAGAUGGCGGCCCUUGCCCCGACUCAGCCCAAGCAACAGGAGGAGCCUGCUUCCGAGGUAACAACUUCGGCAUCAAAUGGUUUAUUGUCGGUCAAAGUUUAUGCCCAAGCAGUCGUGGCCAUUGGAAUAUCUAUUGUUGCCAUGGUUUGGUCAUGACAGGGGCUAUCCUGUCACCUGAUGCUCCGCUUUCUGUCUGGUUUUCAUGUCUACUCAUUUGUGUUUUACUUUCAAUGUUUCUUUUUCAUCAAUGUUUUUGAGUUGGAUUGAAGUGUCAUACUCAGAACACAAGGAUUGAAAUGUCGAAAGCUUCUUGAGUUCCCAAUAUCUGCCGAUUCUUUGGAUGUAAUGUGUGAAGAGAUCCAUUUGCUAAGAAUUCCUUGUUCUGUUUUCUGUUCAGUUUCGAAUCUUAAAAUAUUGCUUUCAUUUUUA